UAUAAAUAGAAAAUUAUAUGUUUGCAGUUUCACAUAGAGAGCUAUUGUCACAAUCUCGAGUUCAAAUGUCGCGAUGCACAGACAUUUUAUCUUUUAAUUAGUAAAAAGUAAAUCACAUAAGCAAAAAGUCAUAUAAAUCAAAAUCUACGAUAUUGAAGCAUUUACAAUGCGCUUGAUAAGAAGAUCGAAAAUACCUAUUUCUACACGAUUAUGACAUUUUGUUGACUCGAUUGUUGACUCUCUCUAUCUUCUGGAAACUGCAGCAUUUAUACUUUCGCGCUUUUAUCUCUCCACACAUUAAUAUGAGAAAGUGGAUUGUUAAUCUAAGAACAAAAUCUGAAAAAAAUCAUAGAUCACAUUUUAUUUUUUAUAGAACUUCUUAUUUUUAUUUACACAUCAUUUAAGCGGUUCGUUGCUCGUUGCUACACGCAAACAAAAGCAAGUCUUCGGGCACUGCAAAGGGCUAGUGGUUUACAAGUACAUUUCCAAUUUGCAGCAUUUUUAAAACUAUCACGGCGGGUGAUGGUUUUAGAUAGUUAGGAUAGGCAGUUGUUUUCAAUGUUCUAGUUUUUGAUUGACUGAAAUUAGGAAAAAAAAAAACAAAUUAGCGAUGAGCGAUGAGGCACGUAUUGUCGAAAAGGGAAAAAAAGAAAAAAGUAAAUUUUAUAUAUAUAUAUAUAUAUAUAUAUAUAUAUAUCAUAUUAAGUCUUUAUUAUAUAUUAUUCUUAAUAUAUAAAAGAUAUUAUUCUAUUCUGAUUUAUGUCUAUUUCAUUAUCUUAUCACAUUAUAUGAUGUAAAUUAUAAAUAUACGUUUUCUACUAUAUGUAUUGUAUAACAAAAUUCAGUUUUUAAUUCUUUCUUUACAUAUAAGUUAUCAAACUCGCAUAUUUGCUUUGCGUUCAGCUAAUAAUAUACGAUUUGUGCAUUUGCGUAAACAAACAAAAGUGUGACGAGUAAUCACACCGAUUAUAUAAUAAUUGGCAUAAACAACUAUUCUUAUUGUAUUAUCUUAUUGCUUAGAGCAAAAAUUGUGUUACUUAUGUACGGAAAUUAACACUUUGAGUGGCAAACACAUUUCAUCUUUUUUCGUUAUUUUUUUGUAAUAAUAUUACAUUUAUAUUUUUUUUUAUCAGGAUCGCGGACAAGUGGAAAUAUCAGGCCAUAUGUUAAAUUUGUCAAAUUUGCACGAAUUGUUACACAACACUCUGUUAAUCACGGAGGAGGUGAAACAGAUAUUGAAAAUGGACUGCGACGAAGCGGCAUUUGUUUUAAAGCCGUGGCAGGUGAAGGACAUUGUUGAAAAACAAAUAGAUGAGGAGGGCAUUUGUAAUUGUAACAAAAUUGCGAGUGAAAACGAAACUGAGGAAAUCGCCGCGGGAAUAGGACGAGCGAUAAUUCUGGCACAGGAAUUGCGGGAAAAGUUGAAACUUAAUGUAGCUGCAUCGAAGAAAAGAUCUUGGAGAAAAGACUCGAUUGAACAUAUUUAUUCAUCCAAUCUUAUGUUGAUUAAUAAUCGCAAAAAAGUAUCGAAAGAUAAUAUUUCAACGCAAAAAGUGAAUAUUGCGAGGAAUUCUGACGCUAAGGAAAUUGCACAAGUUAAGGCCGACAAAAUAACUUGUAAUUUUGCGGCGAAAAAACUUACAUCGCCGAAGCUUAUUGACAAUGCGAAGCAAAGUGAUAUAAUCGAUAAGAAAAUACAAAAUGCAAAAUCGAAAACAUCGUCUACGAAGAUUGCGGCAAAAUUAAAGAGAGAAAAAAAUUUUAUACUUGAAAAUAAAACACACGUUAAAAAGAUAAGUUCAGCAAAUAAAUUACAAGCUGGACGUAAUACUUUUAAUGAUGAUCCACAAAAUUCAGGAAAAUCUUUAACGCCCGAAGCAUCAGCUGCCGAAUUGAACGAUUUAAUAUGCAAAAUUGCAACGCGACAAUCUGCCGAGAGUGCGUUAAUUCCUUCUUUAAAUCAUAAAAUUGAUUGUCCAUUACAUGGAAGUGACGCGCGUCAGUUUAUACAAGAACGGAUUGUAACGAUAGACAUAGUAGAAGCACUGCGAUAUUUUAAUGUACCGAAUGACAUUGUUAAAGUAUUGAGAGCUUAUCAUGCAUUUUUAAAGACUGAAACUGAUGACUCGAAUGAUACUAAGGAGAAUAGAUACAAGAAAUCACGUGAUGCUUUUCUAAAAGAAUUUGAAGCGAUGAAUACAGUUACGCAAGAUUGUUUACCACAAGAGCGUCAUUUGCUUAAAACAGCAGCUGAAUCAAUAUCUAUAUUUAAAAUUUUUAACGAAAAUUUAAAUUUGACCCAACUGAAUGAUAUAAAGAAUAUUCUCCGUCAAUUAGGAGCUUCUUUAAAGCAAUAUAACAUCAAAAAUGUUAUAGAAUCCGCAAUCGAAACACCAUUCUGUAAUUUUUCUUUGGCAAGAGGCUGGAUGUCAAAUGGCAUAUGGAAUAUAUCCUGCAUGGGACAUUUUGAAAAUUUUUCCCGAGCAUACAACAUAAGAUACCGCAAUAGGAAGCAAUUGUUAUCGCUGUACGAAGCGAUACAGAAAUUACAGCGCACAGAAUAUCUGAAUACGUUGAUCAUCAUUAUUUUACGCGAUUUAAUGCCUAUUGUCAAGUCUAACAUUGAGCCUACGAGCACAGAAUAUGCGUUGGCGUACAAAGUGAUGUUUAUUCUUCAUCAGGGUUUAAAUCCCAAAGUGCCAGUUUUAGUGAAAACUGAUUGAGCCAAAUCCUAUGCUACACAUAUAUCCAGCGUUACUAUAGUAACCACCCUGUAUGUACGCUUAAUUGAUAAUAUCUAUUUAUGUUUGCGAAGAUAGAACUUUACCAGAUAAACUGUGAAGAAUAGACGGAAAUAUAUGCAGAGUUGUUUCUUAUA
Molecule: messenger RNA, 2878 nt
Organism: Cataglyphis hispanica
Lineage: Eukaryota; Metazoa; Arthropoda; Insecta; Hymenoptera; Formicidae
Exons: 5
Coding region: 1164-2723 (519 amino acids)
Source: RefSeq, a predicted model, not a curated record